Molecule: messenger RNA, 1251 nt
Organism: Saccostrea echinata
Lineage: Eukaryota; Metazoa; Mollusca; Bivalvia; Ostreida; Ostreidae
Exons: 3
Coding region: 1-1251 (416 amino acids)
Source: RefSeq, a predicted model, not a curated record
AUGAUAAGGAGGCCUCUUGACUACGAUCCGUUACCUCAUCAUCGAGUGUGCUCCAGGCAUUUUAUUGACAGCCACAAUGUCCCUGAAUUAUUUCCAUGGAACAAUUAUAAAGUUUUUACACCAAGACGCAGUGCAGUUUCAAUUACAAAAAGAGAGGCUGACCUGACAGUGAACCCCACGUCAUCCAUGUCCAUCUUUGAGCAUAAUGAGGAAAUAUCAGAAUUACCUACGCUCGUAGAGGACACACUAUCAGAAGAGGUAACUAAGUGUGACAGCACUUUGUUUAUUGAUGAUGGUGCUGGGUCUAGAGUUCUUCCAGUUGCCAGUUGCAUCAAUGUUACAACAUCAAGGAGUUAUUCUAAAGAAAAAACAGAUCUACCCAGCUAUCAGCAAUUGCUUGAACACAGCUACAGCGUAGCGUCUACAGGUACUAUGAAGUCCAUGGGGUGUGAUUCAUUGUUUACUGACCCUGGCAUACAGACAGAGAUGAGCCUCGCAAGUAUCAAUGACAUUUUCUCAGAAAAUGAAGAGCUGAAGAAAAUAAUUGAUGAUAAAGAUACUUUAUUUAAAGACAUUUUCUUAGAAAAAUGUACCAAGAGUAAUGAUUCAGUUAGAAAGUUUACAGGAUUACCAAGCUUAAAAAUCUUCAACACAAUUAAAGAUGCUGUAGUCAAUUUUGAUAUCAAUAUUAAGUAUUGGACAGGAAGUGAGAGUGAGACAGAGAAGCGUUAUCAAAAUCAGGGGAAAAAACCUGGACAUACCAGGAAACUUUCACGAUCAGAUGAAUUCAUUUUAACAUUGGUACGCUUAAGGUUAGCUCUGCCUGUCUUUGUCAUGUCACAACUUUUUGGGGUUUCAUGCUCAAGGGUUUCAUCCAUCUUUACAACAUGGAUGUUUUGCUUGUAUUAUAUUUUCAAAGACUGUAUCUUAUGGCCUUCUCGAGACAUUGUUAAAAAGUUCAUGCCCAAAUCCUUCAGACAGAGUUACCCUCGGACGAGGGCUAUUAUUGAUUGCUCUGAGAUAUUUAUUCAAAGGCCUAAAAAUCCAACUGUCAAUGCUAGGACUUACAGCACUUACAAAUCUCAUAAUACUUUUAAAUUUCUUGUAAGCAUCACUCCUAAUGGUGCAUUCAAUUUUUUUUCUGAAAUCUGGGGUGGCAAUUCCUCUGAUAGUUACAUAACUGAGCAUAUUGGAUUUUUAGACCUUUUAUCUGCUUCUGAUGAAAUAAUGGCGGAUAGGGUUCACAAUUAG